Molecule: messenger RNA, 4937 nt
Organism: Paramecium sonneborni
Lineage: Eukaryota; Ciliophora; Oligohymenophorea; Peniculida; Parameciidae
Source: the annotation of a GenBank genome assembly
AUGUAAGAUUAAGAAAAAUAGGGAAUUGAUGAUGCUUUGUUAAUGGGUAAUUAGAAGAGAGGCAUAGAUUAUUAUUUAGAACAAUUAAAAUUAACAACCUUUCAAGUUCUUUUUGUUAUUCGUAAUAGUGAGGAUGAAGAAGAAGGAAUGUUUGGAUUCUAUUUUUUUAAUGCUUUAGAUUAUUUUCAAAUGCAUCAAUUUCCAUUUUAUGUUACUAUUUAUUAUUUAUGGAAAUAAGACACUUUUAUGGAAUUUAUUACUCAAGUAUAAAACUUAUUUCAAAUAAGCAAUUACAUUCCAAGUUUAACUUACGAAUCGCUUUUAAUGACUGUAUACAUUCUGCUAUUUUUUAUAUUGUUAAUCAUACUAGAUAUUAUAUAUGUAUCAUAUUCAUUUUCUCGUAAUCGAUUUUAUUGGCUCUGGCCAUUAUUAUUGUUAAAAAAAAUAACAUCUUUUGUUGUUACUGUUGGAUUUUUACCAAUAACGGAGACCUUAACUUCAAUUUUACAAUGUUAUGUAGAUCCAGAUACAGGAAAAUAUGUAAUAUAUGGCUACAAUAAUAUUUUUAUUGAAUGUUGGUAAGAUUGGCACACAUUUCAUGCCGUUUUAGAUUUAACAUUUAUUAUAAUAUUUUCUAUAAUUUGUAGUAUUGUUGCUUAUGCAUUUUUUGAGCCAGCUAUGAGUACUAAUGAUAGAUCAGCAAGAUAGGAUUCAAAUGGAGAAGUUGCUUUUAUUACUAAUAAAAUUACUUGCUAAUUAAUGUUUAGUUUACUUAGGCCUAAUUAUACUGAAUAAGCAUGGAUUAUGGUAAUAACUUCAUUUAUUUUAUCGCUUUGGUUAUUUAAAUAAUAUAAUUUUAAUGAUCCUUACUAUGAUUUUUAAGUUGGAUUAUUUUAUUGUAUAUGUAGUACCCUUUAUUUAUGGGCAUGUUUUAUGUUAUUAGUUUGCAAAGUCUUAGAAACAACAGAAUUUACAGGUGGAUUUAUUGCUUGGUUGAUAGGUGUUCCAUUUAUAAUUAGUAUAAUGUUAAUGACUAAGAAAUCUAAAAUUGAAACUCUUGUUAAAUCAUAAACAAAAUUUAGAAGUGGAGAACAAAUUUGGAGUCAUAUAAGAUAUGUAUUACAAUUAAUACAAAAUUAAGACAAAGAUAGAAAUUCUUAUAUGUUACUUGUUGGUUAUAUAGAAAAACACAAAGAAACUUGUAAUUAUGAUGAUUGUCCAUUAAAAACAAAAUUAAAAUAAAGAAAGAAAGGAGGUUAAAAUGAUAUUGAUGAAAUAAUUAGAGGACUAAUCUAAGAAUUAGACAGAAUGUUUGUGUAAGGUUUAAAAAAGUUUCCAAAUUCAACUUAUUUAAGAAUUUUUUAUGCUUUAUUCUUAAUAGAGAGAAGAAACAAUAAAUAGAAAGCUUUAGAAUAAUUUGAACUUGCUCAAUAUACAAAACCUGCUCUUUAUUAAGAAUUUAUUAUUUAUAGAUAUAAAAAAGAUAUAAGAAGUAAAGGAAUGAAUUCUUAAUAAGGAGAAGAUGAUGAUAUUGUUAAUGCAAUUGCAUUUAAAAAUUAUUUAUCUUUAUGUGAAGAGAAAAUGAAAUUCUCUGCAAAUUUACAUAAAGAAUUUUGGAUAGAAUUAAAAGAAGAUCAACCUGAUUUAGGAAGACUUAUGAAUAUUGGUGCAAGAAUUAGUAGAGUAACUAAUGAUGCAAGAGAAAAUUAUGAAAACAUGCAAAAAAUAAAUUAGAAUAUGCCAUAAACUAUGUAAGUUUUUGGAAAUUUUAUGAUUCAUGUUAUGAAUGAUUCUAAAGGAGGAAUUAAUGUAUUAAAUAAAGCAAGAUAAUUGAAAGAACAUUUAAGAAAAAAUUAGUAAGUACAUAAAGAUAUGAUAAAUUUUGAUACUGAUCAAAUCCCAUUCAUUUAUGUAAGCGCAAAAAAAUCAGACACUGGUAAUAUACUGUAAAUUAAUUCAUUAUUUACAGCAUAUUUUGGAUAUACUAAAGAAGAAGUUGUUGGAAAAAAAAUUAAUACUUUAAUGCCUUAAAAAUAUGCAGAAAAUCAUGAUAAAUACAUGAGCAACUUUUUUGAUAAUUUUGUACUCAAUUUAAGAUAAGAAGUUGGAAUAGAAAGUGAAUAUCUAGAUAUUGAUUAAAAUAGAUUAUUUAAACAUAAAAAUGGAUAUCUAUUUCCAUUAACAUAUUAGGUUACAUUACAUUUAGAUUCUCUUGUAUAUAUUACAACUUUUAAAUCAGAAGCAACAUUAAGAACAUAGAUAUAUUUUGUAAUUGAUAAAUUUACUUAGAUUAUGGAAAUGUCUUCAAGUGCAAUAACUUUUUUUGAAUUAGAAAUAAAAAAUUUAGGAGAUAGAAUAAAACUAAAUGAUUAUAUUUCAGAUGUAUUAACUAAAAAUGGAAAAGAUGUUUUUUCUAAAAUUCCAAAAAAAGAAGGAUUUUAUUAUUUUAAUUGUUAAGUUAAAGAAAUUGUUUUACCUUUUCAUAAUCCAAAUGAUAGUGAUGAAGAAUAGAAAAAGAGUGAACGCACAGGAUGUUACAUAAUUAAACUUGAUAAGAUUGAAAAAAAUGAAGCAAAUCUUAAAUAUAUGAUAAAAAAAGGAGCAUAGAAUACAGGUAGUGUUAGUAAUCCCGAUUCAGAAUUAAUAUUAAAAGCAACUUCUUAGUAAAAAAUAUCUAAUUUGGCAAAUAUGAGUUAAGACAGUUAAAUUCCUUUAAGAAAUUAAGAUUGUUAAGAUGUAGAUCUUAAUUUAUUCAGUUACAUGUAAGAAUUAUAUGAAAAUCCACAAGUAGAUGAAAUAAGGGAUCUAUUUAAAUAAUGCAAUGCAGAAACUGAAAGUGUUCCAUCAAUUGAUUUAGCAGGAAGUAUUGUUACAAAAAGAUAUAUCAAUGGUUAAAUUGUUAGUAUUAAUGAAGAAUAGGAAUAAUUAUUUUUACAAAUUCUAGAAGAAGAAGAAGAGGAGAAUUCUUUAUUUAGAAAUUAGGGGAAUAAUUUUGAAGAUGAAGAUGAUUAUAAACUAUUUACUUAUAGUAAUUCUGCUAAUUUAAUUUAAAUAGCUUUAAGAACACAUCAUAAACAUCCAUAAAUUACUACUUUUAAAAUUUAUUCUUCAUUAUGGAUUGUAUUUAUAUUAGCUAUGACCAGUUUAUAAUAAUACUUUUGUUCUUAAUAAUUCAAUAAUUAUAGAGUCGAUGUUGAAAUACUAUAAUUAAUUAAUAACUAAUUAAUUGAGAUUAAUAGAUUAACUUCUAGAGUUUUAGAUUUAGCUGUUUAUUCAGCUAAUCUCUAUACAUACAAUACUACAGAAAUUGCAAAUGAUAUUUCUAUAUCAGCUUCUUCUGUUAUUGAUUUCAAUUCUGCUAUGAAUUCAAUAGAUUAUUUAAAUUUCUAAACAAAAUUUGAAGAUGAAAUUAAAUUUAGAUUUUAUAAAGAUAAUAAUUCUUAUGAUAAUUAAUUAAGAUUAGAAACAGCUUUAGUUGUAUUUUGUUCAUUAGCAUUGAAUUCUUCAAUAACUAAUUACUAAUCUAUUACUUUUGAUAAUAUAUAUUAUUAAGGAAUAGUUUAUAAUUAUUUUGAUGUACUCUACUAAUAAUUAUGUGAUAUUUCAAGUUAAACUUAUGAAAAUAUCAAAGAUUAAAUGGAUAAUCCAUAAGUAAAUUUAUUGAUUUUAUUGUCUGCUUCAAUUUUUGUUUCUGUUAUGGCUAUGAUUAAAUUUAUUUUUCUUAUGUUUGCAAUUAAAACUUAAAGAGAAAAUAUUCUAUUUCUAUUUUUAGAUAUUCCAACCUAUCAUUUAGAUGUUCUUUAUAAGAAAUGUGAUAGAUUUCUUAAAAACUAUGUAAGUAUAGAGGAACUUUAAAAUAAAUAAGAAUAGCAAGGUUUUGAAAGUUCAGAAGAUGAGAAAGAGCCUUUAGAAGAGAAAAUAGAAGUCCUUAAAACUCCAGAUGAAGAUGAAUCUGAUAUACUUUUAAGGUAAACUUAAAAUAGAAAGAAGAUUAUUAAGAAGUAUAGACAAAAUAGGAUUAAGGGAAAUUAAGGGAUAAUUAUAUAGUAUUUUAUGUUUAUAUUCUAGAUUUUUUGUUAUAUCAGUUUUUACUUUAGUAUUUACUGUUUAUAAUAUACUUGGAAGCUAAUCGUAAUAGUCAUAAAUAAACUUUCUUUUGCCUCAAUAUUAUUAAAGUUUAUAUACUAUCAAUAAUUAUGGAUAUUAUGUAAAUAUAUAGAAGUUGAUGAUGCUCGAUUAUAAUACGAAAAUCAGAGGUAUUUUUGUAUCUGAAUAUGCAAUAAAUAAUCUCACUAUCUUUACAGGAAAUGCUGAAAAAAUGAGCUCAGUAAUUAAAAUAAUAAAAUUAAUUAGUUUAAUUUUGAUAUUUUAUCUUAAUUAUAAACAUUCAGAGACAAAUACAUCAAUAUCUAUUAUGGCAAUCUUUGCUAAUAAAUUAUGAAAACUUCUGAAAUUGAUCAAUGUUAACAAAUUAUCAAUUCUAAUUUGUAAUUAGUAAUUUUAUUUAUUAUUAUCUAAUUUAGGGAAUUUAUAAUGCUGAAUCUUAUUUUUUAGAGUAUUUUAGAAUUAAUAUUCAAAAUUUUUAUAAGAAUAUCACUUAGUAUUCUCAAUUAUUAAAUGCAACUUAAUUUUUUGAGAUUGAUAGAGCUUUAUAUAACUAUAUUUAUGAUGCAAUAACAAAUAUAAUCACUUAUGAGAGAGAUCUUAUUUCAAGUGGCAUGGAUAACAUAUAAAACAUUUAAUUAAUAUUAUUAAUAAUCUUUAUAGUACUUCUAGUAUCUAUUUUUUUAUUUGUUUGGAUUCCAUUUUUAAAUGGAUUGAAUACAUAAAUCAAUUAGACAAUCGAAAUGUUAAAUAUGAUUCCAUUAGAAGUAGUUAAAGAAAAUAAGAGUAUACGUAGAUUUGUAAAGUCUUUAAUAAAAUCAAUGAAUAAAUGA